AUUCAAAACCCCGACAAGCUAUCUACAUGCAUUCCACAAGGCGUACUUCUUUUUUCAGCACCCAUUUCUGCUGUGACGUUGCAAAUUCCUUCCAUUGGACGUCAAGGAGCAAGACGCCGAUUUCUUGCGUCGGUGCAUGAACCUCCAGCUCUCGUUGUCUUUCGAAUUCCCAAGACGCCCAACCACAGUUUGGAAGAUUUUGGAAGGUGCUUCUGUUGCCGAACUGCGACCUCCAUGUCAUUCGAGAGUGCGCUGUUGUACCGCUCGAUGUGAAGUGAUGAGCUGACGGGUGACCACACACAUUCUUUGUAAGUUUGCGGUUGAUUAAUGUACAUACUCUACGGAAAAGUACGAGUAGACUAUUUACAUGUGCACUUGUCAAAGGUUGUCUGGUCAAAUACAAUAUUUUAACGAUGGCGUGAAACCAACGCCUACAUGCCGCAGCAUGGCUUUUGCGCUCCUGGCCCACAAUGAGUUCCUUC
This is a messenger RNA of Periconia digitata, 482 nucleotides long. NCBI's taxonomy places the organism in Eukaryota, Fungi, Ascomycota, Dothideomycetes, Pleosporales, Periconiaceae. The record is from the annotation of a GenBank genome assembly.